AUGAACACCAAUUAUUAUUUACCUCAGUUCAACCAACAGUCGGCCACGCCGGGUCAACAACCUAUACACCAAUCUCAGCAACAACAUCAACCCCAUCAACAGCAUCAGCAAAAUCAUGGUCUGCAAAUUCAACAAAUGCAAGGCGUGCAAACCAUGCCACCACAAAGUCAAAUGAUACAACAUGCUCAUGGACAACACACAAACGGACAGGUUGUUAAUGCUCCCCAGUCCCAGACUCUGUCACAACCAUCCCAACCUCAGUCAGCAAAUGGAGGUUAUGACUACCAGUACAAACAACAACCCAUGUUACCCCAAAUUGCGGUGCCCAUGAAUCAGUAUUACAAUCAGCCGUACGCCCAGAGCCAAAACCCUUCUGCCAGCGGGGCGGUGUCUGGAACCGGACCUGGGUCCAGGUUCACCCCCAAGGAGAUUCACACCUUGAAGCAGCUCUUAGUGACGGGUGAAAAAUACAAGUGGAAGCAGAUCACCAAGGAUAUCAACUUUGUGGCCGCCAGAAAGAACCAUGAAACUGGUGGGAACAUCAAGAACGUGAGUCCUACGUUUGUGGUACGGCAGUAUCAGUCGUUGUUAGGGUUGCCCAACAAUCAGCUUUACUUUGGACUUCUUGGGAGUUCUUUACCAUACGUGGUACACGGAUGGGAUUCACUCGAGGAAGUGGAUUAG
Molecule: messenger RNA, 684 nt
Organism: Yamadazyma tenuis ATCC 10573
Lineage: Eukaryota; Fungi; Ascomycota; Pichiomycetes; Serinales; Debaryomycetaceae
Source: RefSeq, a predicted model, not a curated record